CACGUGAGAGCGGUCGGACAUGGCGGCGGCGCGGCGGCUGCUGCCGCGUUGGAUGGUGCCGCUGCGGCCGGUCAGCUCCGCUUCGGCAUCCGGAGCCCUCCCGAAGCGUGUGAAGGUGGUGGAGGUUGGGCCGCGGGAUGGGCUCCAGAACGAGAAGAGCCUUGUUCCGACACCAGUGAAGAUCAGCUUGAUCAACAUGCUGGGUGAGACCGGGCUCCCGGUCAUCGAGGCCACCAGCUUUGUGUCCCCCAAGUGGGUUCCGCAGAUGGCUGACCAUACCGAAGUCAUGCAGGGAAUCACCCAGCUGCCCGGUGUGAGUUACCCCGUGCUCACCCCGAACCUGAAGGGAUUUCAGGCUGCGGUGGCAGCAGGAGCCAAAGAAGUGUCCAUCUUUGGGGCAGCAUCUGAGCUCUUCACGAAGAAGAACAUCAACUGCUCCAUAGAUGAGAGUCUGGAGAGGUUCAGUGAAGUGAUGGCAGCAGCGAGAGCAGCCAACGUUCCUGUCCGGGGAUACGUUUCCUGUGUCCUUGGCUGUCCCUACGAGGGGAAGAUUUCUGCAGCUAAGGUUGCAGAGGUCUCAAAGAAGAUGUACUCAAUGGGAUGCUAUGAGAUUUCCCUCGGUGACACCAUUGGCGUUGGGACCCCAGGGAGCAUGAAGGAGAUGCUGACAGCUGUCAUGAAGGAGGUGCCAGUUGGGGCUCUGGCUGUUCACUGCCAUGACACCUACGGGCAGGCUCUUGCCAACAUCUUGGUAGCACUUCAGAUGGGUGUGAGCGUGGUUGAUGCUUCCGUCGCUGGCCUUGGAGGCUGCCCCUAUGCCCAAGGGGCAUCUGGAAACGUUGCCACGGAGGACUUGGUGUACAUGCUGCACGGGCUGGGCAUCCACACGGGUGUGGAUCUGCAGAAGCUGAUGGACGCGGGCACGUUUAUCUGCAAUGCUCUCAACAGAAGAACCAAUUCCAAAGUGUCCCAGGCCUCUUGCAGACUGUGAUACCAAAUGGAGCUUCUCCUUGGAUGAAGAAGAAGACAAGGAUCCAGGCUGGCUGGGUUCCCCUCUGGUCAUCUGUGCCCUUCCCAGACUCAGUGCUUGGGAGGAAAUGCAUAAUCCACCAGAAUCAAUGAUGAAAUGAGAAGAAACAAACCCCAGGACUGCUGUGUGCAGCCUUGAUGCCAUCUGCCUUAGGGAAGGGAGGAUGUGAUGGGCUGAGGGAGAUGUAGUGCCCACAACCCUUGCCUGGGAGCUGUGGGGCUCCAGCACCAGCUCAGAACAGGGUCUGGUAACUUGUGCCUUGAGAGGGUGUUGCCAUCAUGCCACCAGCAGGGGAUAAAGCAGCUUUUGCCAUUAGAGCCCCUCUCUGGAUCAGACCCGACCUCCCUUCCCUUCUCUCUCCUCACUAUGGAUGCUAAGGCUGAAACCGAGGGACUCCUUCCUCAUUCAAGUGCCAGGGGCAGCCUUGGACCUGCCUCAGUGUUCAGGGGUUGUUAUAAUGGACUGUAUCUGUUGUAAGGUACUUGUAACUACCAGGAAUAAUGAACAUGUUAUUUAAUAUUCUAAACUAUUAGCAACUGAAUUGAAUUAAAUGAGCUAAGGAGCUUUU
This is a messenger RNA of Melopsittacus undulatus (budgerigar), 1598 nucleotides long. It is a transcript of the gene HMGCL, whose product is annotated as 3-hydroxy-3-methylglutaryl-CoA lyase. The transcript has 9 exons. The coding region runs from base 20 to 991 and encodes 323 amino acids. The record is from RefSeq and is a predicted model, not a curated record. Gene Ontology annotation, molecular function: hydroxymethylglutaryl-CoA lyase activity. Gene Ontology annotation, cellular component: mitochondrion. Gene Ontology annotation, biological process: L-leucine catabolic process; ketone body biosynthetic process. NCBI's taxonomy places the organism in Eukaryota, Metazoa, Chordata, Aves, Psittaciformes, Psittaculidae.